AUUCCCAAUAUCAUUAAUGGAGAGGAUAACUUAAUGCUUUGUGCGGUUCCACAAGAGGAGGAAAUAAGGGGGGCCAUUUGGGACCUCAACUCUCAUAGUGCACCAGGCCCGGAUGGAUACAAUGGGACCUUCUUCAAAACCUACUGGCACAUCAUCCAUGAUGAAGUGACUAGAGCAACCCAAGAAUUUUUCUUGGGUUUGCCCAUCCCUAAAUCCUAUGGGGCGACUCUCCUCACUCUGAUUCCUAAGGUGGACAACCCUAAAUCUCUGGGAGACUACAGGCCGAUCUCAUUAUCCACAUUCCUCUCCAAAGUCAAUACUAAAAUCCUUGCAAAUAGACUGGGUUCAAUCCUUCACAAACUCAUCAGUCCUGAGCAAAGUGGGUUUCAAGCAGGUAAAGGAGUGGAAGAAAACAUCCUCCUCACUCAGGAGAUGAUUCACUGCCUUGACAACACUUCUGGAAGCGCCAACAUUGCUAUCAAAGUGGACUUCGCCAAAGCUUUUGACAGAAUUUCAUGGCAAUUCUUAGAG
Cuscuta campestris is the source of this 531-nucleotide messenger RNA. The record is from the annotation of a GenBank genome assembly. Lineage: Eukaryota; Viridiplantae; Streptophyta; Magnoliopsida; Solanales; Convolvulaceae.